Molecule: messenger RNA, 2454 nt
Organism: Gossypium arboreum
Lineage: Eukaryota; Viridiplantae; Streptophyta; Magnoliopsida; Malvales; Malvaceae
Product: transcription factor TCP8
Exons: 2
Coding region: 385-2046 (553 amino acids)
Cellular component (GO): nucleus
Molecular function (GO): DNA-binding transcription factor activity; sequence-specific DNA binding
Source: RefSeq, a predicted model, not a curated record
CAUAUUUUGGCCCCUCCCCCCUUUCACUCCAUGUUCCCACAUAGAACUUAGGUCCCCCACCUGGGUUAGGUUAGCCAGUCUCUAGCCUUAGCCCAGCCUGCCUAGCUACCUAGCUCUUAACUCGCCCAAACACAGCAGUCAAUCAGAAAGCAAUUGAACCCCACAAACUCAUAGUCCUACAUAGUUCCACACUCUGCAAAGAACUGAGAAGAGAAAAAAAAAAGAGGUUGUUUAACUUUUUUUUUUCUCGAGAAAAUAUAAGAGAUGAGUUGGAGAGAAGAAGAAGAGAAAAAGAUGGGGUUGAUGAUGGAUCAAGUUUGAAAGCUUGGGGGGUUAGUAUAAAAAUAAAAAUCACCCCUUUCAAAAACCUGGAAACCCCACCAAAUGGAACUUACAGAUUUGCAAAGCAAUAAGCAAACCAAAAACAACAACAGCAGCAGCAGCAGCAACAAUAACAACAACAAUUCUGCAGAACCCCACCAUCAGUCUCUCCAGCAGCACCAUCUGCAACACCAAAAACAGUCGGCUUCUCCCCAGCUUGUGGUCCCUUUUGAUGGCACCAGAUCUUCAGGUCCUUCUUCGGGUAACCCUUUUAAUAUGGGCUCCAUUUCUCACCUCCAUCCCCACCACCCUUUUCAUCUUCUUCUUCAUCCUGCUUCUUCCACAACUACCACCACCACAACGCCGCCUCUCCCGUCUUCAUCUUCUUCUUCCUCCUCCUCUUCUUCAGCUUCUACGACUACAACGAACCCACCUCAACUCGUUGACGCCUCUCUCGCUAUUGCUACCAGAUCUACUUCUCAUAACAUCGAUUCCAAGAAUCAAACGGACUUGCCACUUUCAUCUACGACGACACCAGCAUCGACGACGACGACGACGACUACAGCUAACCCGCCAGUGAAACGCUCCACCAAGGACCGACACACCAAAGUCGAUGGUCGAGGCCGCCGUAUCAGAAUGCCAGCUACUUGUGCGGCUAGGGUUUUCCAAUUGACUAGAGAAUUAGGUCAUAAAUCUGACGGGGAAACGAUUGAAUGGCUUUUACAACAAGCUGAACCAGCAAUAAUAGCAGCCACUGGGACUGGUACUAUACCAGCCAAUUUUUCAACUCUUAAUAUUUCUUUAAGAAGUAGUGGAUCCACGCUUUCUGCUCCGCCUUCAAAAUCUGCUCCACACGCGUUCCAUGGUGCUUUAGCUUUGGCUUCCCAUCAUCAUCACCAUCACCCUUAUGAAGAAGGGUUUGCUCAUAGCGCUUUGUUGGGGUUUCAGCAGCAGCAUCAGCAGCAUCUUUUAACCGCAGAUCAAAUAGCUGAAGCUUUACCCGGAGGUGGAGGUGGAGAUGGUGGGAAUUUAAGUGAGAGUUAUAUGAGGAAACGUUUUAGGGAGGAUUUGUUUAAGGAUGAUGAUCAGCAACAAGGUGAAAGUGGUAGUGGUGGCGGCGAUGGAUCCCCUAUUAAGGCUUUCAAAAGUGGUUUAACUCAAUUGUCUAAACCACAACAAGAUGCUGGAUCUUCGGCUCUACCUCGACCCUCAAAUAUCCUGCCCGGCACAGCCAUGUGGGCAGUGGCACCAGCACCAAGCAGUGGGGCGGGAAGUACGUUUUGGAUGCUGCCAAUGAGUGCUGGUGCUGGUGGCCCAUCAGUGGCGCCUUCAGCUGCAACUGGGGCUGGUCCAUCUGAUCACCCUCAGAUGUGGCCUUUUGGGACAGCAAAUCAAGCUAGUGGAAAUACACUGCAAGCGCCUUUACAUUUUCUACCAAGAUUCAAUCUUCCAGGUAAUGUUGAAUUCCAAGGUGGUAGAGCUAGUCCUUUGCAAUUGGGUUCAAUGUUAAUGCAGCAGCAACACCAACAACAACAGCCUCAUCAUCACCUUGGUUUAGGAAUGUCUGAUUCUAAUUUAGGCAUGUUGGCGGCUCUUAAUGCGUAUUCUAGAGGUGGCUCAAACGUUAACUCAGACCAAAACAAUCCACUGGAACAUCAUCACCAACAACACCAGCCUCAAGGUACAGACAGUGGAGAUGACCAAGACCCUAAUACUUCUCAAUGAUGCUCAGAGAAUUAAAUAUACAGAACUUGAUAUGGAACAUCAAGUUUGUGAUCAUCAGCUGAUUACUUGAAACUUUUCAGUGGAUUUUCGUAUGGAUACAGAAACAAAAAAAGAAACCAUAUAUAUAUAUAUAUAUUAAAGGUUCCAAGUAGGUGCCAUUGUUUGUCCAUUGGGUUUUGUUUUAUGAAUGCCAUUAGCUAUAGAUUUGAUGUGAAGAAGUUUGAGCUUGUAAUUUAUGUUGUUGUGGUCCAAAGGGGACACGAUAGGGAACAGUAAUGAGAGAAAAGAGAGUUGUUUUGUAUAGGAGGACAUUCGUUUGUGUUGAUUUUUAUUACAGUUUUUUUUGCUUUGUUUUGUAAACAAGCAAAUGAAUUAUUUUUGUUAUAAAAAAAUUAUUAGUUUGCAUGA